Poecilia reticulata (guppy) is the source of this 1100-nucleotide messenger RNA. The record is from RefSeq and is a predicted model, not a curated record. Lineage: Eukaryota; Metazoa; Chordata; Actinopteri; Cyprinodontiformes; Poeciliidae.
CCGGUCUGAAAGUCUGCUGGUAGGCAUUGGACAGGAAGAGAGUUGGAAAAAGAAACGGGACGCCCUCCCUCUUCCUCCUCCUCCUCUUCUUGCUGCCUCUUAGCGGAUAACGGUGUCCAAGAAGUUAUUCAGGACGGAGGGAGACAAAAGCGCGGCCAUCAGUCAUAAAUGUUCUGGUUUUAGAGUGAAAAGCGGCCGGCUGUGAUCAGAUCAUGGAGGAUUUGGGACUGUCUGAGCCGCCUUGCUACCCUCUCAGUCCUCGUGUUGUUGUGUUUGAUGCCCUUCUUGCAGACUUGGAGAACACCAGCUCUCCUCUUCCUCGGUGUCCCGUCUUGCUGACCUCUGACCCUCCACAGAACUCCGAUGCCAACUCCCACGACUCGGCGCAGGCUCGACCGCCGCCGCCCGCCUACACGCCGCAGCAGACUGUUUCUGCAGCAAUGAAGUCUUCAACCAACUCCAACCCGGACAAAUUAUACAGCACCGUGUGCAAACCGCGCUCUGCAGACCCUCCGCCUGCUUUCUCCUCCUCGCUGCUGGGCGGCGGUCUGAAUGAGCUGGAUCACCUGCUGCAGGAGCUCAACGCCACCCAGUUUAACAUCACAGAUGAGAUCUUGGCCCAGUUUCCUGCUUCUAAGAAAGAUGAGAGGGACAAGAUCAAGGAUAAGACCUCAACCUCCUCCAGCUCUUCUAAGCCUUCAGCGACUUCAGCCACCAUGGAGUUGGACAAACUGAUGGCUUCACUGUCUGACUUCAGAGUCCAGACGACGCCAACUCCGCCUGUCAGCCAAGUGGUCACCGCGCCGCAGCGGCCCGCCACCCCGCCGCAGCAGUCCGCCGCUCCAGCCCAGCCCACACCUGGAGGCUCACUGGACAGCAUGCUGGGACUCCUCCAAUCAGACCUGAGCCGACAAGGAGUUCAGACGUCCUCCAAGGGAAACUGCUCAGCCUGCCAAAAACCAGUCGUAGGACAGGUGAGCCRCUUCACCGCCCUUUCCUKUUGCCAUAUGAACCACCACUGGGUAUGCAAACAAUUAAUGAACUUAAAGGGUUUAUUAGAUUAAAACGAGUCCCAGUCGAGGGCUGCACAGUGGUGCAGU